Thecamonas trahens ATCC 50062 is the source of this 1206-nucleotide messenger RNA. RefSeq lists its product as uncharacterized. The coding region runs from base 1 to 1206 and encodes 401 amino acids. NCBI's taxonomy places the organism in Eukaryota, Apusomonadida, Apusomonadidae. The transcript is spliced from 3 exons. The record is from RefSeq and is a predicted model, not a curated record.
AUGUUCUGUGGGUAUUCACGCCAGCGUGGCAAGCAAGCGAGAGGAGGGAAGAGAUCUGGUGACGAGGCGACAGCGUCAGAGGCCGGAUCAGAGGCUGGAUCCAUCGAGACGGCCCCGCCGGCGCUUGUGGUUGUCGACGAGCUCAACGAGGAGAGCCUCAGGGAGAAGUGGGAGACAGCGGUGGACAACCUUGGCGAGCGGGCCAAGGCGACCCGCGCCGCGGGCCUCGAGACUGUCCUCUCCAUCGUCGCCGGCCGCUUCUCGGACGAGCUGCUGGAGGGUUCGGUCGAGACCGUCGUCGGCAUGAUCAAGGGCAUGGUCCGCAAGGGCACGCUCGCCGAGAAGAUGAUGGGCGCCCGCAUCCUUGCUGCCAUCUUUGUCUCGGUCGGCAUUUCGCAGUCGCUCUACGACGAUGCGCUGCCCGUCCUUCGCGACUACGAGUCGUCGCGCUCGGACGAGCUCGCCGCCCUCGGCCUCGCCGCCCGCGCCAUGGGUAUCUUUGUCUGCGUCGAGGAGCCGGGCCUCGCCUCCGCCUACAUUGUCGAGCUCGCCAAGGUGGCCGACUCUGGCUCGCGCGCCGGCCCGCGCGCCUCGGCCGCCGCCAUGCAGGCCAUCUCACUGCUGCUGCCGGUCGUCCCGGUUGUCGCGUUUUUCCAGGACCACUUCCACACCCUGCUCACCCUCGCCACCGACAGCCUCGACUCGCCCGACUUUGCCGUCCGCGUCGCCGCUGGCAAGCUCAUCGCCUCGAUGUUUGAGCUCGGCUCUGCGCCCGCCGCCGCCGGCUUUGACAUCGACGAUGAGGUCGACAACCGCGCCCGCGACGAGCUGCUGGACAAGCUCGGCGACCUCGCCUCAGAGUCGUCCAAGUACGUCGCCCGUGAGACUCGCAAGUCGCAGCGCUCCAUUUUCCGCGACGUCCUGGCCUCGGUCGAGGACGGCACCUCGCCUGACCUCGCCAUCACCAUCGGCAAGGCUCGCUUCACCUUCACCUCGUGGGCCGCCCUCGCCGCCUACGACGCCGUCAAGGCCGCCCUCCUCUCGGGCCUCGCCGCUCACUUUUCCCACAACCCGCUCCUCACCGACAUCUUCCCCUCUAUCUCUAUCGACAACUCUUCGCUCUCCGCCAACCGCCACGUCAAGCGCGGCGCCGAUCGCGACGCCAAGCGCGACGCCAACCUCGAGUUUGUCCACAACGAUCUUUGA